CAGUUUUGGCUUACUCGUGACCGCAGCUAGAAAUCUUUAAACCGAUCAGUCAUUUAAAAAGAACAAUAAUAUUCUAGAAUAAAUAAGAAUUAACAGGAGUAAUAAUCAACAAAUAUUAAGAAGAAUGUAAGAGGUAUGGGAUAGUAUUAAAAAAAAAUUAACUCGAUUUAAUUUCUUUAAAUUUUUCAAAGAUGAAUUGAAACUGUGUCGAAUAUUUUUCUCAAGUAUGCUCGGUCAGUAAUGGGAUGACUUAUUAAAACCAAUUGUAAAGUGAAUUUGAGAAACUGAUAAUAUUCUUUGCAAAAAGAGAGUUCCUUAUCUUGCGGUUGCCAUUCUCAAUUAAGGGCAAUGUAAAGUAACAUGUCAAAAUUUCGUCAAAAAGAACAUCCAGGCUAGCGAGGAAUAAUCUUUCCUUGCUUUGCGAACAGAAUGAAGGAGAAAUCCAAAAAUGCUGCUCGCUCUCGCCGAGAGAAAGAAAACGCUGAGUUUUUAGAACUGGCUAAACUCCUUCCACUUCCUCCCGCCAUUACUAGCCAACUGGACAAAGCAUCCAUCAUCCGUCUCACAACAUCCUACCUAAGGAUGAGGGAAGUCUUUCCUAAAGGUAAGCUUAAGUGUACUGGUUCAUCGGGUGAAAACAA
Messenger RNA from Parasteatoda tepidariorum (common house spider), 641 nucleotides. It is a transcript of the gene sim, whose product is annotated as bHLH transcription factor single-minded. Gene Ontology annotation, molecular function: DNA-binding transcription factor activity, RNA polymerase II-specific; protein dimerization activity; RNA polymerase II transcription regulatory region sequence-specific DNA binding. Lineage: Eukaryota; Metazoa; Arthropoda; Arachnida; Araneae; Theridiidae. Gene Ontology annotation, biological process: regulation of transcription by RNA polymerase II. The record is from RefSeq and is marked provisional.